AUGUUUGGUGGAGUUAUGACUGACUUUACAAAAAGUGGAUUAAAAUGGCGUGGCGUUUUUAAAGCCUCUAAGUAUAAAAAUGCAGCACCAAUUGUGCCUAAGCCCGAGGCAUGUAUUCGGGACAUCUGUGUGGGGUCGUACCAGACCUUUGGGAACAAUAUUUGCGCUUCAGCGUCUUUUAUGGCGUUUAACUGGGAGCAUGUGGGUUCAAGUAUGGCGGUGCUGCCGUUGGAUGACUGCGGAAGGAAGAGCAAGACCAUGCCGCUGCUGCAUGCACACUCGGACACAAUCACUGACAUGGAAUUCUCACCGUUCCAUGAUGGUUUGCUGUUGACUGGAUCUCAAGAUUCUUUGGUAAAACUAUGGCACAUACCUCCAGAGGGUUUGAAAGAGUCCCUUUCCAACCCGGAGUGCACACUGUCCCAGAAGCAGCGGCGUGUGGAGAAUGUUGGCUUCCACCCAGUGGCCGAUGGGCUGAUCCAUGUGGCUUCGGGUCAUGAGCUGGCUCUAUGGGAUUUGACUAAGCAGAAGGAAGCUUUUGUAAACCGAGACCACGGCGACGUGAUCCAAUCCACAUCAUGGAAGAAGGACGGGCGUCUCAUGGCGACCUCGUGCAAAGACAGAAAGGUCCGCAUAGUGGAUCCUCGAGCAGACUCUGCCGUGUUGGACGCGGCUUCUAGCCACCAUGGCAUCAAAGACAGCAGGGUGGUAUGGCUGGACCAAGACCGAAUUUUGACCACUGGCUUCGACGCAGCUCGCCUCCGCCAGAUUAUGAUCCGCGACGUUCGCAACCUCUCUCAAACUCAGAAGACCCUCGAACUGGACUGCUCCACCGGCAUCUUCAUGCCUCUCUUCGAUCCUGACACCAAUAUGCUCUUCCUUGCUGGAAAAGGAGAUACCACCAUAUUGUACAUGGAGGUUACAGAUAGAGAACCGUUCCUCAUUGAGGGAUUGAGGCAUUCUGGCGAACAGACGAAAGGCGCCUGCCUGGUCCCGAAGCGAGCUCUCCGCGUCAUGGAGGGCGAAGUCAACCGAGUGCUGCAGCUCACCGGCUCUAGCGUUAUACCAAUCAUGUACCAGGUGCCAAGAAAGAGCUACCGCGAAUACCACGCGGACCUGUACCCCGACACGGCGGGCGCCGUCACGUACCUCAGCGCGCCCAUGUGGCUCGCGCGCCGCGACCACCCCGUGCCCAGCAUCUCCCUGCACCCGGCCGCCGGCAACUGCACGCAGAUCCACCGCGGAAACCUAGAAGAACUAGUCAAAUCGAUCCUCGCAAUGCCUCCACCCAAAAAAGCAGAAGCCAACAAAGCCAUAACUCCAGUCAUCACCCAAGAAGACCCGAAACCUAAACCUGCACCCGAACCAAAAGACGAAGACCGGAUUGACUUCGUUAAUGUAAAAGACUUAAUCAAAGGCAUGGAAGGCAAGAAAGAAAACGGUUUCCAUAAGAAAUUAGACUACGGGCAUGAAGAAGAUGACACAGAAGAUAAAGAAAAGAUUCUAGAGAAGACUGAAAGCACAGAUUCGGAAACAUGUCUGUCUAGAAGCAAUAGUUAUGUGAACGGGACUCCAGGACAAGCACCUAAGCCGUUGCCUAGGUCGUCUAUUUCGGAGCCUUCGGCGGGCGAUGACGAGGCGCCCAAACCUAAGCCUAGGACUACGGCGGUACCGAUUUCUGGUUACAAGCCUCGCCUGGGACCGAAGCCAUUCUCUGCAUCGUCUGGCAGUGAAGAGUUUUCAUUCGACAAGGUCUUCUCUGUGCCGGUUGUACCGGGCGUACCCAAAUCUGAAUCAGCCACCUCGCCAUUGACGCAAGCGGCCUCCACUCCUGUGGGCAAAGACGAAGAAAAGGACAAAUCCCUGUCUCCUACCAGCGACGUUGAAAUUGCACCUAAAGAAGAGUACACGAACGGGAAGUCUGACACGAGCUUGGAAGAGGAGGUGAAUUCCUCCGACUCGGGAUACAUUCCUAAAACUCCAAGCACUGCCGAUAGGAGGAAACUUUUUGAAACCACUGACGGGAACCAAUCGAUCGCGGACCGGCGGCGCGCGUACGAGGCGCGCUCCGUGAGCGUGGCCGUGGAGUCCGACACGCCGCCAUCGCCCGCGCCUCUCAGGCGGCGCGACUCGCUGAAAUCUCGGAAGAGUCCAGAUCGCGAGGAAAAGGACAAACGCGCGUCCGUACCGAACGUGACCACUAAGAGGACCUCUACUGUCUUUGGAAAAGUAUCAAAAUUCCGGCAUCUGAAAGGAACGCCAGGACACAAGUCGACACAUGUGGAGAACAUCAAAAACAUCAGCCGACAGAUAUCGGGAGAGUGCAAUGGAUUUUAUGCGAACGGCGUCCGCUGCGCCGUGCCGGUGUCGGGCGGCGGCGGGCGCGUGGCCAUCGUGGAGCUGCCCGCGGGCGCCUCGCGCGCCGCCGCCGCGCCGCCCGCGCACCCCUCCGGCCGGCACGCGCCCGCGCUGCUGCACCCGGCCGUGCUGCAGGACUGGGCCUGGGACCCCUUCCGCGACGACAGGCUGCUGGUGGCUUGCGACGAUGGCAUGAUUCGGGAAUGGAUUAUUCCGGAAGGAGGCCUCCAAGAGUCCUCCAACACACCAAACCGCACGUUCUCCGCUCACCCCGACAAGAUCUACAUAGUGCGCUUCCACCCCACCGCCUCCGACCUGCUCACCACUGCAGCACACGACCUUACUAUUAAGAUAUGGGAUCUCAGCCUAGAUGUACCAGAAGCGGCGAUCACUUUAACUGGUCAUACGGAGCAGAUAUUUGCCUUGGACUGGUCGCCUUGUGGGGAAUAUUUGGCUACCGUUUGCAAGGAUGGACUUGUCAGGAUCUUCAAGCCCCGGUCGUCGACGGAGGCCAUCCGCAGCGGCCCCGGGCCGGCGGGCAGCCGCGGGGCGAGGAUAGUCUGGGCCCUCAACGAGACGCAUCUAGUCGUCACUGGGUUUGACAAAGUAUCGGAACGGCAAAUUUACUUGUACAAGGCAAGCGAUCUCAGCGCUCCGCUGUGUACGGUGGGCUUGGAUGUGUCCCCGGCAAUAUUACAGACGCACAUCGACCACGACUCCGGCACCAUCUUCCUCACGGGACGGGGUGACUCAACAAUCUACUGCUACGAGGUGACAAGCGAAGCCCCCUACCUGUGUGCUCUGUCGCAUCACCGCUCGCCGACGCUGCACCAGGGAAUCUCCUUCCUCAACAAGAAAUUGGUCGCUGUAGAAAAGGUGGAGUUCGCGAGGGCGCUAAGGUUGACCAAUGGCAAUAUCGAGCCUCUGUCCUUCACUGUGCCUAGGAUAAAGAGCGAGCUCUUCCAAGACGAUCUGUUCCCGCCGACAUUAGUGACGUGGGAGCCAUGGCAGUCCUCGCGCGCCUGGCUCGACAACAAGCACGUCACCCCGCGCACGGCCAGCCUGCAGCCGCCCGGCAUGCAGCCCUUGUCGGAGCAUUCCGUGCCCGCUGCGAAGGAACCGGCAAAGCCUCCACAGAAGCCCAAACCCGACCUGAUCAAGUCGCACGUGCCACUCGACCCUAAGGAAAAACAGGACAGCAUAAUGAAAUCCAUGAGCGCAAAGGUGGCAAUGGACCUGAAGUUAGAGCAGGACAACAUGGAAGGCGUUGACCAGGCCGAGUGGGACCAGUGAGCUGCCGAUGAAUUCUUCUUACACCGACAUACCUUAAGUAACUUGCUAUAAGGUUCAAAAUAGGUUGUUCCACCCUUGAGACAAAUAACCAUAGAAUAAGUGUUGGUUUAGACUCAAGUCCUUUAAGUCCUCUGCUAAAGCAAAAAAAAAAAAUCGACUCGGUUUUUCACUCUUAAAUUAUGUAUAGAUAAUUGUGAAAAGGCAUUGUCUUCACAUGAUGACAAGGAUCAUUCAAUAACGCCUAUUUCCAUAUUGUUCAUUUAGAUAAAACCUAUUUUUUUUUACGAAGUCUAUCCGAAGACUUGAGUCCUUUUAAGUGCUUAAAAGACUCAAUAACCACUCACUUGCUUUUGGUAACUGUAGUUACCAGCUGUCACCCUUAUUUUAUUAUACUAAUAGCAGUCGCUGAAAAAUAUCAAGCAAGUGAGUAGAUAAAGGACUUGACUCGGGGCUUAAACUCGUAUGUAAGCGUUGAGUCGCGUAAAAACGAGUCGAGUUUUUCUUAUUUAGACUCAAAAGUAGUUCCUACCAACACUACAUAGAGUUGAUAUGUUGAGCAGGGCUAAGACAAAACUGAUAUAAAAAUACGCCGAUUUUUUCGGGUAUACAAGUGAUUUCGGGUAUACACUUAGGGUGUCCCUUAUUUUGCGAUUUUUAAAAUCAACAACGCGUACUCUCUUAAUACAAUAAUACCCCAAAACACCCUGAAAAAAAAUUCAGGAUAUUCCUGUAACCGGAACCCGUGCCGACUUUCAUCUGAAAAUCCUAUACAAAUUACUUUGGAGAAAUUUGGUCAGACAGUAAGUUGAUAAUUAUUUAUUGGUUUUCCGGUGAAGUAAUGUUAUUAUAUUUGGUAAUUUUCAUACAUUGUACGGGAUAAUCACAUGAAUGUUGGCACGGGUUGAAGUUAUAGGAAUAACCUGAAAUUUAUUUUCAGACUGUUUUGGGGUAAAAUAAACCGAGCAUACCGCGUUAUUAAUUUCUAAAAAUCCAGAGCUAUGCGUAUCGUUCAUGGAGUCACAGUUUUGCCUUAACCGUUUUACUGCUAUAGACGUCAACUAACGCUCGUGGCGACAGCCCAAUAUCAACCUUCGUGCAUUCCGAUAAGGUUCACGAUGACGCGCCGCAUACGUUCUGUCUAUUUGUCAACUCUGUGGGAAUAGCCCGUCUGUCCCAAUCUAUUUGUAAGGAUGAUACCACACCAAUCGAUUCCAAUCGAUCGAUGGCAGCGAUCGAUGGUAGAAUGGAAAAUUCGACGUCGAUCGAUAGUUUCUAUUAGACAAAACACACUAAUCGAUGGUAUCGAUCAACAUCGAUCGAUUAGUGUAUCAGUCGAUCAGCAAACGCUACCACACCAAUCGAUCGAUUAGCGUAACCGUUGAUCAGCUAAAGCUACCACACAUUGCGAUCGAUGUCGAUUGAUGGUAUCGAUCGAUGAUCGAUCGAUUGGUGUGGUAACACCCUAAGAAGAUGGGCUACUUCCAAGGUCAAACAUUAUUUGGUAUAGUAACAUUAAAACAAGUGAUAUAGUACCGAGUCGACUUAAGUCGCAGACCUUUAGCUGCAUUUGAAGAAGAUAAGAUAUUUGGGACUUUAUUAUAUAAUACCUAAGGUAACUAAUCCCUUAACCUUUAGACCUCUUUGCAACAGACUGUUACGUGUAAGAAGUUUUCGAUAAUGCUUUCAGUCUCAGUUUUUGUAUAUCUUUAGAAAUAGAUUAGCGAUUUAGACAUGAUUAACUUGAGGAAUAUAUUGGCAACGAUUCUUAGACCCAUUUGUAACAGUAUAUGUGACUUUCAAACAUAGAAGGGUCCUUAUGUUUCAUGUGCAUAACCUUUCCUGUCCUUUUGCACAUGAAACACAAGGACCCUUCUCUAAUGGAAAGCCACAUUUAUUUUAAUAUGUAGAAAGCAUAAGACCGUAAACGAAUUCCAUUUAGGAUUCCCGCCCCUAUGACUGUACCUCGAUACAUAUUUUAUAGAACUUUUUUCCGACUUAACGUAGCUAUUCAAUAAUCGUAAGUAGCUGGACUAAAGACGAUUAGUUUUAAAAGUAUUAUUUGACAUGAACAGUACCCCUAGUGUAAAUAAAUUCGAUUUCGAAACGUGACGUACGCGUUUGCGUUUAGUCUAAUUUUGUAUUGGAUUUAGAAAGAGCGCGCCAAGCGGGACGUUUUGGAAACUCAAAAUCCUAUACAAAAUGAGACUUAACGCAAACGCGUUCGUCACGUUAUGAUGUCGAUCAAAUUUACACUAGGGGUACAGAGCUAAUUUUAUGGUAUAACUCGAGUAUUUUUGUGCAUGAAUAGCUCUCUGAAACAUGCCGCGCGAGUGAACUAAAAAUACUUGAAUGAAAACCGUAAAAUUAUUUCCGCAGCAAGUUCGGUUCUCCAUACAAACGUAUUCACGCUCUCAUUUUAAACCGACUAGCUAGAAAGCUCUGAAACUUUGUACUUUUUUAAAUCAUUUAAGUAAGCAAGUAAGUAAAUAUUCUUUAUUGCACCAACAAUCAUACAUUUUACAUACAUGUAAAACUACAAAUGAAUUUUAAAGGAAAAUAGAACCAGGUAACAACAGGCGGUCUUAUCGCUAAAAAGCGAUCUCUUCCAGACAACCUUUAGGCAGCAGGAAAUUUAGAACUCAUACAAAAGUCAACAGGUAGUGCAAGGAGCUAAAUAUGGAGACUAUUAAACACAAACACACAUACCAUUACACAUAUCAUGUAUUUACUCAAUAAAAAUACACAGCAAUAUUCAUUUUACAUAUUUUUCACCAAACUGCUUGACAGUAUGUUGGCAAACGGUAGCACUCAACAUUCAAUAACACGUACAACAUUCAACCUACAAUAGGAUAAGGUAUAUCCACUCCUGUAUUUAGUUUAUGUAGCGUCAGAUGCUAUCGUUAAAAAAAUACAGCGAAUUUAAGUUUUUCAUACAAAACUUGUUUUUGCUCUAUUUCUUUCAUUUUAAACUGGAGCUAUAUAAACUAAUUACAGUACUAGAUAUACCUCAUGUUGAAUGUGCAAAGUUCGUUUGUAUGGGAGGUGAAAUUCGGCCGAGCUUGCCGGAGACUCAUUAUUUCAUACGUCAAUGUUUUGGGAGAUACAGGGAAAGUUACUUAGCAGCUGCGGUCAUAGCCGAUACCACGAGUUUCCCGGUGUGUAGCGAAAGUGCUUUGUGGAGGCGAAACGACUAUUAUCAUGAUUAUCACGAUUAGCUCGCUUUUUUCAAGGGAAAUUUUCACUGUAUCUCACAAAAUAUUUCAGUAAAGGCACUGUCUUCAAUACCAUAUUAUUCAGAAAUACGAAUAACUUUAUCAACUGUUACCGGGUACAACUUAAAAUGCACCUUCACGCUUUAUAAUAAAGUUUGAAAUUGCAUAUGUAUUAUCGUAAAGUUUAAUUAUAUGGUCUGGUAACAAUAAUGACAAAGGCACGCGUGUUGAAAACCGCGUCAAGUAUUUAUUUUGAUCUCACAUUCGACCAAACUCUGACUGUGAAGCGAUGCUCAUUCAUGCUCACUAAUUAUACACUCAAAAACAAUAAAAACGGGUACAUCCCGUACAGACAGUACCAGUUUUCAUUGAUUUUGAUUUUACGAAUAGCAGUUCGUUUAAUCCCCGAAGUGUUGUGGCGAAGUGAUAUAUUAGAUAAUUUUAAUCUACUAUAAUGCACUACGAUAUGAACUAUGAACCAAAAUUAAUUAUAUAGUUGGGUGAAUCAACUUUUUUUGUGUUGUUAUCCUGUCCCGUUGUCCAAGGCUCAAUACUGGUACAGUUUGUUUGAAAAGAUGUACAUAUGACGAUCUACUAACAUGCCCGAUGGAUGGUAUAACAUGGUCUGUUAUAGAAAUGGUAUAAAACGACCCAAAAAUGCAUGUUUGAUACAUUUAAAUAACAGUACCUGGGCGACCGAGCUUUGCUCGGUUAUAACUAUUUAUUGUAAUAUGGUGGUCUAUAGGUGAUAAUCUUAACUACAUUUUUUUACUAAAUUAAACUUGUCUAAAACAAUAAAAAUUAAAAAAUUAUAUACAUAAAAUGAAUAUAUAUAAAAAAAAAAGUUAGUCACCGGGCGAGAUUCGAACCCGUAACAUUCGUUUAGCAGCCCGCGUCUUAACCCGCUGGACCAGACGGGCAGUGGCCGGUAAUACGAAAUUAGCGAGCAUAUUCUGCGUCGAAAGAAAAACGCAUGAAAACUCGAAAACACGCGUUUUCCCAAACAUAAAACUAAUCUAGAUAGAUUGUAUACCCCCAAAAACCCCCAUAUACCAAAUUUCAGCGAAAUCGUUAGAGCCGUUUCCGAGAUCACAGAAAUAUAUAUAUAUAUAUAUAUACAAGAAUUGCUCGUUUAAAGGUAUAAGAUAAAAUCAGGUUGUCUAAGGGACAAUAAACCGUAACCAUGGCAACGAGAGACAAAAAAGUUGAUCCACCCAGUUAUGAUCGGUCGCAGAUAUUUACAAUGAUCAUUUAGGGCUUUUACGCAGUAAACGUCUUCAUGUGAAACUAACUAAAAAGACACAUACGGUCACGUUUGAAAAUAUCGAUACGGACAAAGGGCCAAAAAUAUGUAUACACUAACCUAAUAUAUGGGCCAUAAAGUCGUGUAUACAUAUUUUUGGCACGUCGAUCGUGGCGAUGUUUUUAGACGUGACGUGUAAAUUUAGUCACCUGUAAUAAUUUACGAUGUAUACUCAAUUUUUUUUGCGAUAUCGGCGUUGGUCCAAUAGUAGCUCAGUAUGACCUAUAUAUUUAUCCCGUAAAUUAUUGCAGGUGACUAAAUUAACACUUGUAUAAGACCCCUGAUAGACGUACAAUUUUAUAUGCCGUCUUCAUUUGACUGUAAAAAAAAAAAAUCUGAUGUCUAUUCUUUUCGGUUUUCUAUAUGAAGACGCUUAUCGCAUAGAGAUAGUCCUAUAUAUAACUCAGAAACGUAACAUUCCUACGUUUGCCAUAUGAAAUGCAUUUAUUUAUACGUACUUUAUGUAUUUAAAUAUUGUUACUAUAUACAUCGUAACGCGUAUAUAUAGAUAAGGAAAUAUAGGGUACUUCCGCGGUUAUCGCACUGAUGCGGCUUCGCACGGGUUGUGUGAGCGAGACAGCGCUAUACAUGAUGUCCCGCUCACACAUCGCGCGGCUCCGAAUCCAAUGUGAAAUCCGUCUUAGGGAAUUGACGAUUUUUUUCAACGUAAUAUUGUAUUUCUAUAAUUGUUAGGGUGGCAAUCCACUGAGUUAUACUGGUUUUUUUUUUUAACUAUAAAGUAGUAUUCCGUAUUCCAUAUAUUUUCUAUGCAAGAAUCAAAUGAGCGUUCCAUGCUAUUUUCUAUGGGCAGUACUUCAUAUUAAAAAAAACAGACCAUAGACUUUUUAACGGAAGUCGUACUAAAAGAACCGGUUUUUCGUAAUACCGGUUUUAACCGGUUUCUAUAUCUUCAGUGGAUGUUUAUUAAUAUUGUAUACAGAAUCUUAUAUAUAAUUAUAUUAUAGUGCGUUUAGUAUUGCUAGUUGAUGCCAUACAUCACACGUUUUGCUCAAACAGCCAAAGAGUUCUGUCUCGUCAACGUAAUUUAUUUACAAUGUUGAUUUAUACUCGGUUCCUAUAACGCUAUAUCAAACGAAAUUGGUCUACUUGUUUAAGAAACAUAUUUUUUUUUUAUUCACUGGUUUCUUCAAAAAAGGACAAUCGUUUUGCCUUGACGUGUCGGACUGUAUGAUAAUUUUUUACAGACCACAUAGAUUACUUAAAAUUAAAAUAGUACCGUCAAGUGUAACUGGGGGCAGGAGUGACAACAACAAAAUAAAUGUUCCCCAAUUAUAUGAAGUGGCUGACAUCAGUGUACUUUUUAUAAUCUUUGAAUCAGGAUUUACUAGUUUUAGGGUUAUAUUUUCAACUAGCUAUUAGAAUAUAGUAGUCGUUACCCCACUGGGACGGUAUUUUAACUUUUUUCUUGAAUAAGGCAGGCCUUAUUAGGCCUUUUUAAUAUGUAUAAUAAAUCCCAAAUAUAUAAAAUGUGCUCAAUAUAACAGUGUAAAGGAACCGAGUCUACUAUUUCUUAUCUCCAAAAAUUUAUCUUUUUAAACGUCAUGCCAUGACGAACCAAUCAAUUCCAUGAUGUGAGAAUCACACAAUAAAAUCAAAUAGUAAACACACAAUAAAAUCAAAUAGUAAAAAUAACAAUAAAAUUAAGGAGUUUAAUGAAUAGUAGUUUAAAAAAAACAUAUAAACCCUCAUGGAUUAAAACUAUGUGAUUUGGUGUUUUUGAUUAUGUACUCUAUAGUUUAUUUGUAGGCAUCAUUAUAGGUCCUAUUCAACAGAAUCUCAUAACGACAUUAUUUAUAAUGUAUUUGUAAGUUUUGUAAAGGAAAUUUGGUACAUUAAAUGACAGUACUCAUUGAACGAGCUAAACUAUAGUCGUCUCUUUCACUUCUAGUUGCAGAAGGUUUAAGUAAGAGGGAGAAAACUGGUGAUUCUACUUUGCCGGUUUCAAUAAUAUGUAGUUGAAAAUCGGUCUUAUUGUCUAACGCAAGUAGAUCGUCUUUUGUUCACAUAGUCAGAUUUUUUGUAUGUAGAAUUACCAUCGGCUUGACUGUUAACUGAGAAUAAGCCUUAUUGCGAAGAUAUAAGGUACACUAAUGAUCAGUUCAGAGUGUUACUGUUAUAGUUGAGAUAAAACUCGCUGCACGCGAAGCAAGUAAAAAAGAGACAGGACGCCGCCCGCCGCAGGUAUGUGUGAUAGAGAGGCUAGAGAGCACACUGCGUAUUCGCGCGCAGCGAGUGUUUGACUCAACAAUUAGUUUUGCUCGUUCAAUCAGUACGAUUAUUCGAAGUUUGUAAGUGGCAAUGAAUUUUUGUAAAUUGAUUAAAUAUCGAGGACUUUCCUCAAUAUCUUCCAUCUCGCUUGAAUUCAACGCUUACGAGCGAGACGGACAGGGAGAUACGUACGCUUUCGUAUUACUUAAAUAUAAAUAGAAUAGAUGUAAUUUUAUUACUAGUCAAAAAGCUAUUCCUUAUGGUUUCAUGCGUAUUUCUUUAAUAUUAAUUUAUGAUUAUAAUUAAAGAGUAUUUCCUUUUAAUUAAGUUCUUGUUUAAAUAUACCGUUAUCACCAUACACUUUGCUGAUUUACCUAAAAAUAUUAACAUUUUGACGUUAUGGAUGUUUAGAUAUUUUGAGGACAUUGUUCGCUCAGAACUGAUGGUGUUAAUGUGUAGUUUGACAAGUAAAUUUUGACAUUUGCACAUAUCCAUACUAUGGCUAUAAGCUAUUUCAAUAUAAUAUUAAAAUACGCACCUUUGGUAUACCUAAAUCCUUCCAAAUGUAUGAUAUGAUAUUUCACAUUAAUAUUAAUGGUUAUUUAAUGUUUGUGAAAAAUAUUCGAAACCGAAAUUGUAAUCAAACCAAAAUUCGUAUGACAUUUUCAUCGUUUUGAUAUUUAAUCGCAUAAAAUAUUACCUAAUAGAUCACCUAACAUUUUUGUAUAAUCGAGUCCUAAUGGUGGUGUGAAAAAUCUUAAAACUUGCGUGUUCAUAUUUGGAUAAUAAACGGGUACAGUCAGCGUCAAAUACUUCGUAGCAGUCAAAGUAGCCAAAUAGUUCGGUACACCAUAUAUUUAGUAUGGUGUACCGAACUAUUUGGCCACUUUGACUGCUACGAAGUAUUUGACGCUGACUGUACAAUUUAGAAAGGGUACUUUUAUAUGACCUUUUUGAAUUCUUAGAUCUUAACACUUUCAGUGCCAAAUGCCCCAUUUUCAAUACAAAAUGAGCACACACGUGUUCUUGUCAGUGAGUGUGUUAAGGCUGUUAAGUGACUUGAUUUCUGCAUUUACUACAAAGAAAUCGUGUAGAUUUUUUUGAACUUUUCGCCCGUUGAAAUGUAUCUGCUAACGUAAUGUAUUCAGUUUUCGAGAUUUUUCACCCCACUAUUGUAUUCCAUGUUAAUUGUAAGAUUGUAUAAUAUAUAAUUUUGUAUUCUGUAAUGAAUUGUCAUACGAAUUGCUUUUGCACAAAUCCUGAUCCGUACCAAAGUUGUGGAAUGACAAUAAUUUGUUUCCCAGAAUCUUCCAAAUUAUGGUAAUUUCUUUGCAUUCAAUACAAUAAAAAUAUGUAAUUAUGUAUGGCUCGAGUGUCUAGAGAAUGGUGGUAAUAAGUAUUUAUUUCGAGUGUUCUUAACGCUGUGAAAAAAAAAAGAUGUGGAUACCGGUUAAAUUUCCAAAUGAUUAUCAUGUGUUUGUUUCAGUUUCGUUACCAAAAACAAUAUUAAACCGGUUUUUGGAGAAGUAUGAUAUGAAGGUCAUCCGAUUUAAAACUUUUAAACCGCUUAUAGACAAUAAAGGGGUUGCUAAGUUCUUUAAUCUCAGCCGGUCGCCUCCUACUGCUUGUCGAUUAAACCGGUUAAGUUAGGUUAGUAUUACCGGUAUUAAAAAGUUUUAGUAAAAAGAUAGCGGCUUUUUACCGGCUCUGAACUAUGCUUUGCUUUGAUCUUAAUCGACGUAAUGAAUAAAUAUUUCUGGAUCCUAUCAUUAAAAAUUUGUCAAUACAAUUGUAUUAUGUUAAAGUUUAAAAAAAUACUUUUCGUAUCAUACCCCAGAAUCCUGCUGUACACAAUUACCGCAAACCAUAUUCUAAUUAUUUAGAAAUUUACUAGGUCUACAUUAAAACGGAUUUACUUUAAAAUUACUAGAAGUGAAACUUUGGUAUGAUUCAAAUCAUACCAGGGUUAUGUUGUCUACCUACAAUUUGUAUUUUAUUAAAGUUUUCCAUGAAUUUGCUAGUCUUACGAAAAUGCAAAUUUUAGAAUCCAUUUUUUAUCAUUAAUGAAUUGGAUCGUGAUUGCUACAAUUUUGAGUAAACGAGUGCCAAUGUGUUUUUUAAUUUUGUAUAAAAAUUGGCUUACUGUAUUAUAGUUCACGACUUUACCGUUUUGCUUAAUAGAAAUAUCAAUCUGAAAAUGAGUCUUACUGCUUUAAGAAAGGGUUGAUAUUUCAGUGAGCAGUCUUUGUUGGUAAAAUAUAACAGACAUCAGGGAACGUGUGUGUAUUUUUCAUACCUUUGGAUGUUAAGCCCUACAGAUAUCCUAGUGUUAAGGCAAUAUUUGGAGAUAUUUUUAUUAUUUUGCAUUUUUUUAUUAAACUCUUGCUAAAUAAAUUAUGUGUUUUAUUUA
Messenger RNA from Cydia pomonella (codling moth), 12805 nucleotides. RefSeq names its product coronin-7 (gene pod1). The coding region runs from base 1 to 3651 and encodes 1216 amino acids. The record is from RefSeq and is a predicted model, not a curated record. NCBI's taxonomy places the organism in Eukaryota, Metazoa, Arthropoda, Insecta, Lepidoptera, Tortricidae. The transcript has 23 exons. Gene Ontology annotation, molecular function: protein binding.